AUGACUGGGGUAUGAAUUUAAAGAAUUAUCUUUCCGCGAAAUGCAAAAUUAUCUCUGGAUCUCUAAAGUUCACUCAUAUUUUUUUUUCUCUUACGGCCGUUUUGGGUUUCGCGGAAUCAAUUUAAACACGACAUUAAGCAGGUACUGUUAAUCUUUUAAUUUUUCAGAAGCUAUACGGCAACAAGGACAACUUUAGAACCCAAAAGGUUCUCAUCGCUGCCAAGCUCGGAAAAACUACUGUUUCAUUGGCGGGAGAUGUUCCACCUGCUGAUAAGUUCCCUCUUGGCGUGGUAUAUUAAAUAUUAUAAAAAAUGUAUUUUUUUUUUUCCGCAGACUCCAGCCUACGACGGAGACGUUCGUCUUUUUGGCGCGGAAUCUAUCGCUUUGCAUGUCUCGGGUUCGAAUGACUCUAAGACGCUUCCCGAAAUAGUUCAAUGGUUGCAAUUCGCCGAAGGAACUUUGCUUCCAACAGUUCUCGGUUUUGUGCUGCCCUCGGUAUCUGCGGCUAGCCUUGACAAAAAGGUAUGACGACCUUGCCUAAAUCUUGAAUCCUUAAACUUUGUGUAAAUUAGAUUCUCAGGUUGUGGAAACCUACCAUAAAGAGCUGAAAGCGCAGCUCAGCCUUUUGGAUAAAGUCUUGCUAACGAAAACCUUUCUCGUUGGUGAACGACUGAGUUUGGCAGAUGUGUGUGUCGCACUCGACCUUCUUCCUGCUUUUCAGGUUUUUUUUUUAAAUUUUUUCUUUCUCUAUCAAUUUUACGCGUUUCAGCAUGUUCUUGACAACGUCGCACGUAAAGCUUUUGCCAACGUCACGCGUUGGUUCAAGACUGUUAUCAACCAAACUGCCGUGAAGGAAGUUCUCGGAGAGGUGUCUUACGCUUCGUCCGUCUCACAAUUUGAUCGUUCGUUUUUUUUUUUUCAAAUUUAUUGCUCAGCAUGAAUCUAAAAAAAACUUGCCGUGUUCAAAGAGAAUUUGAUGAUUUCAAAAUUGACACGUUAUUUGUUAAAAUUGAUAUCGGAAGCCGUGAAAAAAAUUGAGUCUUACACACCACAUCUAUUCAGUCCGUUCGGUUUGACUCACUGUCUGUUAAAAUUGUGCCAAUAGCGGUUUUUGGGCGAUAUCAUUGUUAAUAACGAGUUUUUUGUACGAAAAAAUGAACAGAUUCGAAGAAAAACACAAUUAAAACAUUUAGAUUUAUGAGUUAAGAUUUUGCAAAAUCAGCAAGUCUUAAAAAAUGGCCUAAAUCGAGAAACCCGUAUAUAGUAAGUAGAAAAUUCACUGUAAUUCUUUAUCUAAUAAUAUCGAAAAAAGAGUCGUGUUCAUUUCAUUAAAUAGAAUAUGGGGUCAAAAAAUGGUGUAGUUUGGCCAACGCAGCUCAAACCGGGCGGGGUCUGAACUGGUGUGACACGCCUGUUUAGAGGCCGUAUGCAAUAAAGAGGAUAAAGGGGAAGUUUUUAAAAAAUCAACGAAGUGCUGUUUUUUCAUCAUUUCCUUUUCUUUUUUUCAAGAGCUCAAGCCAGCGGUUUUACCCGUUGUGAAAAGUCAACAUAUCGUUGUAGGACAUAUAUUUUCUAACGGCUUUCGAUAUUUUGAGUUCGCGAAAUGAUUGUAAAAGAGUUUUACAUUUAUUUUGAAGUUGUCUAUAUAACUGAAAACGACAUCAAAGGUGUGUAAUGAAAAUUCGAUAUGUCCCCAUUGCGAAGUCAGCAGGUUACUUAUUUCUAGUAACAGGCGUUACAGUGAUGGAAAAGUAGUUUUAUCGUUGAUGACCUUGAAAAGAGCAGUCUUUGUUCUUUUUUCUGUCAUUUCGAUAAAAAGUGGCUGAGAGUUGGUGAUACUAUUCCGCGCUUCUAAUAAUUUUAUAUUAUUAAUGGUUUUAUGAGUAUUACCUUAGAAUUGCCACAAACAUCUUUCAAACAAUCAUGCCAAUGAUUUUGCAGAACAGAAGUACGAGCAGUUGUCUUCCAAAUUCGCCAAAAACGCCAAAAAAUCGGAGAAGAAAGAUCAACCUAAAAAGGAAGCGGAGAAGAAAGAUCAACCCAAAAAAGAAGCGAAGCCAGAAGCUGAUGAUGGUGGCGAUGACGAGCCUACCGAAAAAUCUUCAAAAGACCCCUUCGCUGACAUGCCAAAAGGAACUUUCAACUUCGACAACUUCAAGAGAGUUUACUCGAACGAAGACACCGUAACCAAAGCAAUCCCUUACUUCUGGGACAACUUUGACGCGGAAAACAAUUCAAUCUGGAAAUGCGAGUACAAAUAUCCCGAAGAGCUCACACUUUCGUUCAUGAGCUGCAAUCUCAUCUCAGGUAAACUUUUUGCUACUUGAUCUGUUCCAUAUUUGUUUUUUUCAGGAAUGUAUCAGCGUCUUGAGAAACUGAAGAAGAAUGCCUUUGGCUCUAUGAUUUUGUUCGGAACAGACAACAACUCGUCAAUUUCUGGUAUCUGGGUGUGGAAAGGACAAGAUUUGGCGUUUGAGCUUUCUCCAGAUUGGCAGGUUUGCUUUUUUUUUUUAUUCGGACAGAAUAUACUAAAAACGCGAGAAGAUGUCAUUUGCUUGAAUACUUAUUUUUGCAAAGUUACGCUUCUCGGAAACCAUUGCCACUUCUCGUUAGAUGUUGUUUUUUUUGACUACAUCUUCUAAAAUGAUGGCAACAAUUUUCAGGUCGAUUACGAGUCUUACACAUGGACGAAGCUUGAUCCUAAAGACGCGAAAACUCAAGACGAAGUGAAGGAAUAUUUCACAUGGGAAGGAAAUUUCGGUGGUAAAAAGUUCAAUCAAGGAAAAAUUUUCAAGUAA
Molecule: messenger RNA, 2798 nt
Organism: Caenorhabditis auriculariae
Lineage: Eukaryota; Metazoa; Nematoda; Chromadorea; Rhabditida; Rhabditidae
Source: the annotation of a GenBank genome assembly